Molecule: messenger RNA, 5106 nt
Organism: Plectropomus leopardus (leopard coralgrouper)
Lineage: Eukaryota; Metazoa; Chordata; Actinopteri; Perciformes; Serranidae
Source: RefSeq, a predicted model, not a curated record
GGUGAAGCCUCGGCUUUGGAGUGGUUAUCAUGGCCGGAAAUUUUGACGCGGAGGACCGUGGCAGCUGGUACUGGGGUCGGUUGACCAGGCAGGAGGCUGUGUCUCUUUUGCAGGGGCAGAGGCACGGCGUGUUUCUGGUCCGGGACUCCAUCACCAGCCCCGGAGACUACGUGCUCUCGGUAUCAGAGAACUCCAAAGUCUCGCAUUACAUAAUUAACAGCAUCUGCAACAACCGACAAUCCGGUCCAGGUUUGGCCCAUCCGAGGUUCCGAAUCGGUGACCAGGAGUUCGAAGCUCUCCCCGCUUUGCUAGAAUUCUAUAAAAUUCACUACUUGGACACCACCACCUUAAUAGAGCCCAUCAACAAGUCCAAACACACUUCCUUCAUCAGCGUUGGACCUGGGGGGCCCCCGCCGCGCCUGGAAGACGAGUAUGUCCGAGCACUUUUUGAUUUCCCUGGCAAUGACGAGGAGGAUCUCCCAUUUAGGAAGGGCGAUAUUCUCCGAGUUCUGGAGAAGCCAGAGGAGCAGUGGUGGAACGCCCAGAACUCUGAAGGCCGGGCGGGGAUGAUCCCAGUGCCAUAUGUGGAGAAGUACCGGCCGGCGUCUCCAAAUUCGGCGGCGGGCCCCGGUGUACCUGGUGGACCGCCAGGAGGAAUGGGGAUGCUAGGGAACUCUGACGGCUCUGCAGCCCCGUCUGGCCCUCCGCUGCUGGGAGAUCCCAGUCAGUACGCCCAGCCCACACCCCUCCCGAAUCUCCAGAACGGACCUGUGUAUGCCAGGGCCAUACAGAAGAGGGUGCCCAAUGCCUACGACAAGACCGCUCUGGCAUUAGAGGUGGGCGAUAUGGUGAAGGUGACCAAAAUAAACGUGAACGGCCAGUGGGAGGGCGAAUGUAAAGGCAAACGUGGUCACUUUCCCUUCACGCACGUCAAACUGCUGGACCAGCACAACGCCGAGGAUGAGCUCAGCUGAGAGCGGACAGCCGUGCCGCAACCUGGACACUAGUACUAGACCCUUCCUCACCCCCCUCCCUGUCCUUCCUACUCCACACGCUCACCUGCUCCCCCUCCCUCACGUCUGCUCCAGCUUUUACCUGCACCAAGUACAGUUUCAGAGAAUCACUGAGAACAAAACAAACAGGCCCUCGUCGGACCCUCGUACCGCACACACCCUCCGUUUCUACCCCUCUGAAUAAUCACACCUGCCCGUCUGCACCUGCUCUGACUCACUAACCUAAGAAUGGGUCAUAUACUCUCCAGUGGAUCUGUAAACUGAAUCUCCCGUUCCACGGAUGUGGCAACACCCUUUAGAUCCUCCUCUCGUCGUGUCCGUGUCUCGGACACACUAUCAGCUCUCACUCCUCAGGAGACGCCUCGCCGCAGAGUUCAGCCACUUCCUCUUCCUGUGUCGGAGCCAGUAGAUAAACUGCUCAGAGCUGUGUCAUUUCUCACCCUCGUCCGUCGCCAUGGUUGCAGCGCUGUAGGAUCACUCAUGCUGCAUUCAUCUCAGAUGGGAAUACAAUAACAAGUUAAAGAGGAACAGCACCGUUAUCAUGUGUUUUCGCUCGUUUAGAGCUGUUUCGGUGGCAUUAUAGAAUUUUUUUUACAAAUUUUGUUAAAAGCAAUAGUUAGGCAUUUUUCGGAACGUGCUUGUUCAUUUUCUUGCCAAGAGUUAAAUGAGAGGAUAAAUGCGACUCUGGGUCUCUAUGGUAAAUAUGAAGCUAUUACCAGCAGUUGAUUAGCAUAGCUUAGCAUAAAGACUGGAAGCAGGGGGAAACUGCUAGCUUACCUCUGGGCUAACAUUGGCCUGGGUGAUAUUAGACUAAUCAAAUAUCACGAUAUUUUUGAAUACCGAUAUUGUGACGAUAUUGUAUGGUUAAAUGUUGGUGCUCUCACAAAAUACUUAAAUGAUGACAUUAAUAAUGACCAAUUGGGUUAAGAUAUUAAAAUAGAAAAGUCUGGUAAAUUAAGAGAAUUAUGUACAAUAUUGCGAUAGCCAAAAUUUAAGACAAUAUCUACUUUUUCAUUACAAUAUUGAUCUAAUAUUGAUAUAUUGCCCAACCCAAGGCAAACAUAACAAAAUCCACAUACCAGCACCUCUAAACGUCACAAAUUAAAAUGUUGUUUUUUGUUUAAUUUGUAGAAAAGCCAGAUGGAAAUGAUGUGUUUGACUAUUUCUUGGGUGGAACCAGUUGCCAGGAAACCAGCAUCCAAUAAUCCAGGUCAUAAUCUUUAUUUUAAUGUUUGCUGUAACUCUGUUAGGGAUUACAGCAAACUUUCAUGUUUUUUUUUUCUUUUAACCAUUUGUAUCAUUCUGUGUCCCCUCUUUAAAGUGGGAGGUUUUUUCCUCAGCAGCAGUUUGUGACUCUGAGGGUUGAUAAUUGAUGUGUCAGUCAGCUCAGAGCUGAUCUGAUCAGCACGAUGAAGUAGAGGAGCUGCUCCUGCAAGUGAAUACAAACUUGUAGACCUGGCAAAAUGAACAGUUAAGUUUCACCUGAUGUUCUGCUGCUCCGUCUGUGCCCAGAGUACGCUCUGCACUCCCAGAGUGAUGCAACGCGUAACAGAAAGUUAAUAUAUAUUUUAGCACCGGUCCAAAUGAGUGUUCCAGGUCACAAAAAUAUCAAAUCUGUUUGAGCAGCACAAUUAUUAGUAUCUAUUAAUAGGAGAUAUUUCCUCCUAUUAUGUUUACUACAUAAACAUGAAAAUCGCAUUCAUCUUCUCGUCUGACCAGGCAAGAAAGUGAACAAGCUUAUUUUACCAACUAUUUUUUUAAUCUGCUCGUUUCACACUUACAGUGCAUGCAUGUAGUGAGAGAUGAAUUUGAGCACAAAGUUGCAAAAUCAGCCACGCAGAUGAUACAACCAUUGGCUCAAAAAUGCCAUGGCAGCAUUUUUCUUUCCACAUUUGUUCAAAUAGGAAUGUCCUUGAUGUUAUGUCUUCAUUAAAGAAAUAAAAAGCUUAGCAGUCCUGAUCAAUAUUGAAUUCUACAAUGUUAAAGGGAUUUGAAGGAGUUUACAACACCUAACAUUUACAUUCACAACAUGAGACUGAACCAUAAUCUCUGGUAUUAUGUUGAGGUUAUGUAAAGGUUUUGUCAUUUAAAAGUUUGCAUCCACAAUUGUUCGUAUUGGACAUGAAUGCAGCAUUAUUUUUGGGCAACCCAAAGGCAAAGAGCGACGAGAGCAGCAAGGCUCGAAUCCAGCUGCAGCGACUUAACACCGGGAGAGGAAUAACAAAGAAAUAAAAGAGGUGUACAGUUCUCAAGGAGCAGACCAAGGACCAGUCCAGCACCCAUACCGAACGGAGAAAAACAAAACUGAGACCAGCAGCCAGGAUCUCACGUAGUUCUCGCCGUAGAACAGGCCCCCAGCUGUGAACCCUGAGAAACUUCCAGACUAUUGUUGAGGUGGAGAUAAAGGCAACACUACAUUCAACCUCUCCGCACCUUCCACCUUGGCUCACCUCAGCCCCAUCCACCCAUCACCUACGACCAAGUACCACCAAGUAGUCUUUUGUAAGAAGAAAAAAAGAACAUAUUGUUAUGAAAUGAUGUACUAUGUGAUUAUCAUUACAUGCUAAAAUAUUUUUUGUUAUCUUUGUAGUUUUUCUUCAUAGCGGAUUUUGUGCGGAAGGAAACGAUUUCGGUGUACACUUUUUACCGCUGCAUGUUGGGAGGGAGCGAUGGGUCGCUGGUUGCAAAAUGGAUAAACUGACUCGAAGAGGGGCCACAUAUUGGGCCCCCAGCCCUCACGAGGCCACAUGUGUUAAUUCUGCAUCUGAUGUACAUGAAUGAAGUCGAACGGGGUGAAUGUAGGCUGUCCACCAUGUUAGUUAGUACUGUCUUCUCAUUAUUAGUGCUCCGCAUUCAGCUGAAUAUACCUUAGAAAAACAGACCGCUGUGUGUUCAAAUGUGUCCGAGAAAAGAGGUGGUGGUAUUAUUUGGUACCUGCCCUUUGUUUUUUUGUUUUUUUUUUAAAUAAUAUUGUCGCCACCUUGCUCCAUUUUGUUCCUUUUAAUCCUCUCGUUUGUCAGCCUGUGUUUUCUUUGUGCCUCCUCGCGUAAUCCUCGACCAGUGUUUUAUUUAAAGCCUCUUCCAUUUAUGAUGCACAAGUCAACAUGGAUUUUUUAAAAGUUUUUCCUCUAACUUCUUCCAAAUUUUAAGAGAUCUGCAAAUUACAUCAUAGUCCAAAUUGCCUUUCCCCCCUCAAGAGCUUGUUUUCUGUUGAUAUUGAAUCAGUCUAUUUGUUGACACCUGACAAUCAGCACCCUCAUGUUUCAUAAAGCGGACUGGUUUGGUUUUUUAAGCCGGCUCUGUGUGGCGUUGAGUUGAGUUGGGCCACUUUGAAUUUGAGCUGUGAGAACUCGCCGUCUCUUCCGAGCGAGGGGAUCGUCUCAGAUGUCAUGGCACGGUAAUUCUGGCCAGCGCACCAUGUCACCUGUAGGUGGCACUGUAACAGCAUGCAAAGACUGGGUCCUUUUGGGAAGCAUAUUCUGCCAGUAAUGGAGAUGAAAUUUGAUUUUUUACAGAAUAUGCACUUAAUGCUUUUAUGCUGAGUUUGCAUGUCAUGCCCUCCGUAGAGGGCUUUUAAUCAUCCUAAAAUGCUCCCACACAUGAUCUUAAAGCCCUGUCUUGCUUUCAUUUUUCAUUUUCAAGCUGGCCAUCUUCCAAAACGAUGUAAUAAUAAUAUUAAUUUAAGAAUAUUUGUUCGGCUUCUUGGGAAAAAAAAUCUGCCCAAGGAAAGGUACAUUUGUGUACUGCCACCUUUGGACACGGUCUAUUUUUGUUUGUGCAGUUAUGAUCAAAUCAAGCUUCUUUGUCACUCACUCUGCACGUGGCAGGUGCUAAGCUACAUAAAUCAUUAUCUUAUAAAUUUCCAAUGAAACCACCAAGAAGUAUUUUUUUAGUAGCCCUGCAUGAAGUCAUUCAUUUCUUUUCAUCAAAAGGAAGGGGUGGCAAAAUGCCAGUGGAAGUUGUGUUAAUAUCAAAAUGUGCCAUUUUAUUAUAACACUAUAUUCUUUCAAGACAAUUGAAAUUACCUUUUUAUUUUCUGUAGCAUGUAAUGUGUUAAUAUACUAGUAAAUAAAGUCAAACCCAUGACAAAUUA